Sapajus apella (tufted capuchin) is the source of this 7655-nucleotide messenger RNA. RefSeq names its product CREB/ATF bZIP transcription factor (gene CREBZF). The transcript has 2 exons. Gene Ontology annotation, biological process: regulation of transcription by RNA polymerase II. Gene Ontology annotation, cellular component: nucleus. Lineage: Eukaryota; Metazoa; Chordata; Mammalia; Primates; Cebidae. The coding region runs from base 1709 to 2782 and encodes 357 amino acids. Gene Ontology annotation, molecular function: DNA-binding transcription factor activity; transcription cis-regulatory region binding. The record is from RefSeq and is a predicted model, not a curated record.
ACUCCUGGGCUCAAACAGUAUUUCUUAGAUUAUUCAGUAUCUUAUAGAGAACUCUUUUUUUAAGGUUUAAAAAUCAUUCAGUAUCCUAUAGAGAAGUUUCUUUAAGGUUUAGGAACUAGAGAAGUGGUUAAAGAAUUCAUAUGUACUUUACUCAUGAACAAAGGAAAGUUCAUUUCUCUUUUUUCGUUUGGGCUGUCAGGAAACAAUUUUUAGCCCAACUCAAACAACUGAGUAAGAUACUGCAUCCAUCCAAUUCCUAUAUUAACCUUUUCCCCUUUCACAAUUCCUUCUCUUCCUAGUAAUCUUUUUUUAUUGGCCUUGCUUUUUAAAAAUUAAAAAUGUUUUGUUUUACUAUAUUCUUAUGUAUUUAUAAACUGCUUCAAAUCUCAAAUCCCUUGUGGGUUGUGAACCUAAGUAACAAACAGAAAAGUCUCUAAAAUAAAAGUUAUGUUUUGAGAAUAGAGCAUUUCAAUGGGAAAACAAAUGCCAUAGUACACUAUGUGCAUAUUCAAGAAGGCAAAGGAAGACAAAGGGUUUUAAAGGAAAAAAAAAUGAGGAUGAUUACAUACUUCUUUUGAAAUAAUUCCCUUGGCUACAAAGGUCAAUAACGGGUGACCUCAGUUGAAGGUUGGACAGACAGUUUCUGGGCAGACAUCCUUGCAGAGGCUUUUUUUGUAUAAGGUUGUGAUGGUCUUUAUGGUUUUUGCAGUCUUUGUUUUCAGGCGUACAAGCAUGAGUACCCUCUCUUCAUGUCCUUCCAUGGUUCUAGUUGUCAGAGAUUUGUUUGUUUGUUACCCUACUGUAGUAAGUACUGAUUGGUUGCUGGCUCAAAACAAAAUAUCUACUAAUAAAAAAAUGACAAGAACAACUGAAGACAAUUUUUGUAAGCAAUGUUGUAUUCUACAUUCAUUUUGCUUUGUGUUUUAAUUUUUUUCAUUGACAAAUAAUAAUUGUCAUUCAUGUCAGACAUAGUGAUGCUUCCAUACUUAUGGAAUGUAGUGAUCAGGUUAGGGUAAUUAGCAUAUCCGUCAUCCAACUGAGGACAUCUAGAAUGGCCCAGGUAUUAAACCGUAUUAGUAAAUGAUUAAUUUUCUGAAGACGUGCUGAGUAUUAUGAUUAUGAAAAAAUGUCCUUAGUUUUAGAGAUGCACACUUAAGUACGUAGGGGUGUGGUGUCUUAUCUGCAGAUUUAGGAUGAUUCAUCAAAAAAAAUUUACAAGCAUUUAUAGAAAGAGAAAAAAAAAUGGCAAAAUGUGUUGAAUUGUUGAGUCUGGGUUUUAAAUAGUAUUAUUGAAUUAGGGUGGAUAAACCUAGAGUCUGUUGCUAUUUUUGCCAGUUAUUAUGACAUCACCAGAAAGCUGGAAUUACUCCCGUGCCAAAGCACCCUCAAAUCUCGCGAUACUACGGCCUUAGUGGCGCGCGAAACGCGGGAGGCGGGGCUGAGGCGAAAACGACUGACUUCCGGCCAGGCCGUUGUCUGGGUGGCGCGGUCGAGUCAUCGCUCGGCCUUACUGCUUGGUUCUCCGGUCCCUCCCCGCGCCCUGGCGCGGGGGGUCGACCAACCAAGUGAGGCGGGAGGCGACUCUGACCUUCCCUCCGUUUCGUUUUGGCCAGUGCCGGAGGCUACCAGCCCUGGGGCCUGGGGUACUGGGAGCCCUUGAGGCCCUGUCUGAGUGGCCGGGGCCUACUGCGGCCCGCCGCCGGGCCUCAUGAGGCAUAGCCUGACCAAGCUGCUGGCAGCCUCGGGCAGCAACUCCCCAACCCGCAGUGAGAGCCCGGCGCCGGCUGCAACCUGCUCGCUGCCCUCGGACCUGACUCGGGCGGCGGCGGCGGCGGGGGAGAAGGAGACGGCAGCGGCCGGAUCUCCCGGCCGCAAGCAGCCGCUUGGCGACGAGGGCGAGUUGGAAGCCAGGAGGGGGAGCCGCGGCGGAGUGGCCGUGCGCGCGCCCUCGCCCGAGGAGAUGGAGGAGGAGGCGAUCGCCAGCCUCCCGGGGGAAGAGACGGAGGAUAUGGACUUUCUGUCUGGGCUGGAAUUGGCGGAUCUCCUGGACCCCAGGCAGCCGGACUGGCCCCUGGAGCCCGGGCUUAGCUCGCCGGGGCCUCUCUCCUCCUCUGGUGGAGGCUCGGAUAGCGGCGGCCUGUGGAGAGGGGACGACGACGACGAGGCCGCUGCAGCUGAAAUGCAGCGCUUCUCUGACCUGCUGCAGAGGCUGUUAAACGGUAUCGGAGGCUGCAGCAGCAGCAGUGACAGUGGUAGCGCCGAAAAGAGGCGGAGAAAGUCCCCCGGAGCAGGCGGCGGUGGUGGCGGCAGCGGCAGCGACAACAACCAGGCGGCGACAAAGAGUCCCCGGAAAGCGGCGGCGGCCGCUGCCCGCCUUAAUCGGCUAAAGAAGAAGGAGUACGUGAUGGGGCUAGAGAGUAGAGUCCGGGGUCUGGCAGCCGAGAACCAGGAGCUGCGGGCCGAGAAUCGGGAGCUGGGCAAACGCGUACAGGCACUGCAGGAGGAGAGUCGCUACCUACGGGCAGUCUUAGCCAACGAGACUGGACUGGCUCGCUUGCUGAGCCGGCUGAGCGGCGUGGGACUGCGGCUGACCACCUCGCUCUUCAGAGACUCGCCCGCCGGUGACCACGACUACGCACUGCCGGUGGGAAAGCAGCAGCAGGACCUACUGGAGGACGACGACUCGGCGGGAGGAGUCUGUCUCCAUGUGGACAAGGAUAAGGUGUCGGUGGAGUUCUGCUCGGCGUGCGCCCGGAAGGCGUCGUCUUCUCUUAAAAUGUAGGGUCAAGUAAUCUGCUCUUUAUCCGCGUUUACCCCUUUCAACUCCCUUACACCAUGUCAAACACCUUAGUGGGACAUCUUCACCGGACACAUUUCAGAGGAGAAAAAAAAGUAGUUAUUGAAUCUUAAAGUGUUUAGCUAAAAGCAUGAAUGUGACACAGUAACCAACUCCUAAUGAUAACAUGUGACUAUUAAAUCUCUCUGACAGUUUCUUUUUUAGGUGAUUUCCUUCCUGCCAGGCUCCGUUGUAGGGGUUACAGAACAGUCGUUCCCGCCUCACAACCUGUGGAUACAGCUGUUGGGGCAGAAGAGACGGGACCAGCUGCUGGCCACAUUUCCUGCUUUAUUUUAAAAGGUAGUAUAAGAAAUGAGGAAAAAGAGGUAAUAACAGGGCUUCUGCUGUCUUUUCUUUUUAAAAUGUUCAUAAUUAAAAACUAUUUUCCAGCAGUCCAAAGAUGUAAGUUAUCUUACACAUAAAAUGUCUUGUUGUUAAUUGGUUAUGCAAAUGGAAUCCUUGUUCUUGCACAACUGUAAAUGUUUUGUUGCUAGAUAAUACGAUUUGAGACCUAAAUUGGUCUUUGGUUUCCAGUGCAUCAUAGCACAUUUUGUAAAAUCAUCUACUGCACUUGAGCAUGAAUGGGUAGUAGCCAAACUCACAACUUGGAGUGAUGAACCUGCUUAUAUCUAAGGGCAGGAGCAAGCCCCUCACAAUGCAGCUGCAUGGAUUUUUAGUGCCUACUGAAUUUUUUCUAUAUAUAUAUACAUAUAUAUAUAUAUAUAUAUAUAAACCAAAAGUAGUUGGAAAGAUUAUUUGAAAUGACUAAUUUGUGCUAUCUUUAUGAAAUAUGUUAAAUGUAGCUUUUUUGAAACAGAAGCCUUGAAUUGAAAUUUAAUACUUGAACAUUUUGUAUAUAUUUCUUUGUAUAUAAUUUUGUGCAGUACCAAUGACAAAAAUAUGAUGUCAUAAUAAAACCAGGUUUGUUGAUCUUUUAGUUAUGGGCUCAAAGAAUUUAUUCAUCUCUAACAUGACAUUGGAAAAUAAUGGAUGAAAAUAGGAAAAAUGAUUGUUGUUAAUGCUGACUGUGGGUCUUAAAAGGUUCUGGAAAGCAGUAAGUUCAUUUUUCUAAAAACUAUACCAUUCUCUUGGAAUAUUCUUCUUUACGUCAAUACUUUUCCUGCAUUAUUUGAAGUUGUGGGCUGGGGAGAAAAAGUAGUCAAAGCUUUCUGAAUUGAGAUGCUUUGAAAUUCCAAGUGUAGAUUUUUAGAAUGUCAUUUUAUAAAUGGCAGUUUUUGGAAUUACUUGAUUAAGAACUUUUGAAAAUGGAAAGAUUAGUAUGGCCUAUUUUUAAAGCUGCUGUGUUAGGUUCCUUAUGUUUUAUUAACUGUCUUUUCUCAGUUUCCAUUUCAUUGGUUUUUUUUUUUUUUUUUUUUUUUUUUUUCUAGUUUUGGUGUCUUAGUGAUUUUUUUCAUUUUUUUACAUCAACUUCAUGGUCUUGUUUUUACAUGGUAAUUGCAUGUAUUUAGGAUCUAAUAGGGGCUUUAAAUAAAUUUGGUCAUAUUUAUGUGUAAGCACAUUUUACUGUAAAUGUUUGGGUUUCUGAACUUAAACAGAUGUUUAUUUCAGUAUGUAGUAAACAAUAUCUUAAAGUGUCUGAUUCACUACUUGUUAAUUAAAAAAGUUAUGAUUAAUGUGAAACUGUUGUCUUACUAUUUUUAGAAAAUUGUGUUCUGGAUGGUUAGCACAUGGAUAAAGGAGAUUUCUGGAAUAUAAAAUGGAUUGUUUUUGAAAUUUCUAGGUUUGGCUCUAUUUACUGUAAUAGUUGAAAACAACUUAGUAUUUGGGCGAUCCUUUUGUCUUCUAAAUGUGCCUCUAUGGUAAAAUGAUACAGAACUAGACUAAAGAUAGAGCUUUUGAGUAUUUGUCUUUGAUGGUGGCAGGAAUUCAUACAUUAAUUGAACUAACACAUCAUAUUUUGACCUACUGUUUCUAUCAUAUUGACUUACUGUUUCUGCACUUCCUUGACCAGAAUUAUCUUAAAAAGUCCGCUUUUGUUAAAAUGUAGUCUCACGUCUGAUAUAAUCCAACAAAAAGUGUUCGAAAUAUUUUAAAUAUUUGUGCGUUUUAUAAUCACUAAAUUAAUCUCUUUCUCUUCUCUUUAAACAGCUUAGCAGUGUCUGCAAAAACGAAUCUUUUCCUACAACCUGUUAACUGACUGGACUGAUGGUAACAAAGUAAUUGUGAGAGCCAUGUCGGUCAAAAAUUUGGCAUCUGCUGAAAAAAAUGAAUGCCAUUUUCAAGUUCCCAAAUUACUUCUAUACUGAUUUCACUUUCCAGAAAUGGAGAUAUGAAAAGAUUCUCUGGAAUCCUUGAAAGACUUAAUAGAGAUUGAUGAGACUAAGUUAAUCUUGGAACAAAAUUACACCUUUUUUGUCUUUCAUGGGAGUGAUACUCAGUUCUUUGCAUAUCUUUAAAAAAUUGUAACUGUUGGGGGAAUUACAGUAUUUCAUCAAGAAAUUAAUUAGAGUUUUUACAUAAUCAAGAGCACAUUCUAUGGAAUUAUAUUUAGUGGACUAGAAUCACAUAAGCAGGCCAUCAGUGAUCACAAGGCCUAUGAGUUUGUAUUUAUUUCCUGAACAUGAGAGCUAAUUUGGAGUACAGACACCCUGCUGAGUAGAAUAUGAAAGUUUAUGUAAAGUUCUGAACUAUGAGUAGUCCUUUUAAAUAGCUGCAUUGAUUUGUAUAUCUUUGAAAAAGUUGAUUAUUAUUAAAUGUGUGGGUAGUUAAUUGCAAUUUAGGUUAACAACCAGGAUGUGUAGAUUCUGAGGUUUUGGCUUCUUGAGCUUUCUCUUAAGUACUCAACACUGUUUUUUUUUUUUGAAUAUUUUGAGGUUUCUAAUUAAUGGUAUGCUAGUUUCUACUGUUUUAUAUAAAACUUUAGUGUUGUAUAAGGGUUUUAGUAUUCUGGAUGAUGGGAGUGGCUUUUUUGUGGCAUAUGGUUGUUUUACCUAAUUGAAAUAUUUUUUCAGUUUAUUACAAGUGUGAAAAAACACUUAAAACUCUGGAUUGUUUUAUUUCAUUUUUGUUGGAUUAUGUUAAUACAUUACUUCACCUGGUUUAGAUUGAGUCAUUUUACCUUACUCAUUUGGGAAAUGUGCAGAUGAUAGAAGAGGAAUUUGGGUAGGAGACAGGCUGUUACUUCAUAAUAAACAGCUGGUUAUUAUAUUAUUCAAAAUUUACUAAAACGAGUCAGUUUCUUAUAACUUUAAGCGUGUUCAUUGCCUGUGAAGCCAGGCAACAAGUAUUCCCACUGUCUUAAUUAAAACUUAAGUGCUGAUGUUCCUUAUAGUGCAGCUGGUUAUAAUUCCAGAACCAAAGGCACCAACAUUAUUUGGUGACCUUAACUACUACUUUGAUAGAACAGACUGGGUAAUUAUGAGUCAUCUUUUUAAUAUGUGAUUCCUAGUUCAGCAUUUUGAAUGUGUAGUUAAGGUCUCACUGAUUUAGUAACAUUUUAAAGCUAAAUAAUCUGAUGACUCUUGAAAGUUUAAUUGGUAGUAUGACAUUUGUAAGUGCUUUUUUCUCCCAGACUCUCCUCAAUGUUUAAAUUUUUUGCUGUUUUUUAAAUUUACUUACCAUCAAAGCUGGGGAUCAAAAACGGGAAUUCUUCCAUUAGAAAUUUGUAGUGUUAGUUUGGCCAGCACAGUAUUUUUCAGAUUUGAAUUUCAGUACCUUUAUGUGUAGCCUCAGUAAUCACUCAACACCAGUCACUCUUUAUUGUCUUAUAAUACCCUAUAAUUUUUGUUGACUCAAAAGAUAUUUUGCUGUUUUCACAGUGAACUAAUUGAAAAGUAUAGUUACUGUGUUUUAAAUAUUUGUGUAGUUCUGUUAAUAUACUGAUUUGAAUUUUAUUUAGCUCAACUUCCUUUAAUGUCAGCCUUCAAAUUUUGUCUUUGCUGUUUACCCACUGAGGUCAGUUUCCUAGACCCCUCUGGCUCUUAGUGUACUAUAGUUUGGGCUUUAUAAAAUAUAUUAAUGUAUUAAUUUAACGUGAGCCCUCUUUUUAUUUAAAGCCAAAUAACUACACAAAGUAAAUUAUAAAAGAUUUAAAUAGUUUGUCUACUGGAACUGGACUGAAAUAUUAAAAAUUGAUUGAGGGUAGUUUACUUCAGGUGUUAGCUACAAAUGACUAAAUGCCCUUAAGUAAUUCAGAUAACCUGCCCUCCAAACAAAAAUUCUGGCAAAGUAAAUUUGUAGCAACAGACUUAACAUGCUUGAUUGUUUAUGUUGCCCAUUUCUACUAAUUGAAACGAUAAUUUAAAAAUAUGUGGCAGACGACAGAGAUUAGAAAUACUUUUUAGGUACAGAAACCAUUGUAAACUCAUCCCCAUUUAUAAAUGGUAUUAUGCUAGGGAGUAAUUAGGCUAGGUAUGUUUAAGGAUAAGGAACGAAACUUUGUGCUCAGUUAUCAAAGAACUUAGUUAUAUCAUUGGGCUUUGAAUUAUCUAAGUUGAUUACACCAUUCUGUAUUAAGGAGUCUAACACUGUAGUUGGGUUAACAUCAGAAGUUACUUUUAAUUCAUUGUUUUUUCACUGUGGUGAGUAGAACUCUGCCUUAAAGUGACAAUGUAGGUAUGGAUGAUUUGGAGUUGGAGCUUUUCAUCUUGAUAUUUUAGCUUGUAAAAUCAAUAGCUAUAUUGUUUUGCCCUUUAAAUGUUAAUAUAUCUAUACAUCUUUCUUUCCCUAGUUGUGAAAGCAAAGCAUAUUUUUUAUAGAAAACUGAGAAUAUCCAGAAAGGAAUCAAGAAGAAGUGAAAAAUUACCCUAUAACUCUAUAAGCCGUAGAAUAUCCACAGUAAACAUUUUGGCAUGCUUCC